Seriola dumerili (greater amberjack) is the source of this 1052-nucleotide messenger RNA. RefSeq names its product pancreas specific transcription factor, 1a (gene ptf1a). The transcript is spliced from 2 exons. NCBI's taxonomy places the organism in Eukaryota, Metazoa, Chordata, Actinopteri, Carangiformes, Carangidae. Gene Ontology annotation, molecular function: RNA polymerase II transcription regulatory region sequence-specific DNA binding; protein dimerization activity; DNA-binding transcription factor activity, RNA polymerase II-specific. Gene Ontology annotation, biological process: regulation of transcription by RNA polymerase II; developmental process. The record is from RefSeq and is a predicted model, not a curated record. The coding region runs from base 59 to 880 and encodes 273 amino acids.
GCGAACACAGAGCAAAGAAAGAAGAGAACACUUGGUCUUUGUUGGCGCCACAACAGAGAUGGACUCUGUGCUGGACCCGUUCUCCGGACUCGACUCGUUCUCCUCCCCUCCCUACUUCGACGAUGACGAGUUUUUCACCGACCAGUCCUCGCGGGACGGACACUUGGACACUGAUGACUUUCUGGACGACGACGUGGACUUCCUCACCAGUCACUUCCAAGACUACUACUGCAAAGACGGCGACGGCAGAGCGGCGCCGCACGACGCAGACUACGACAUCGGCAACUUGUCCUUCUCCUCCUCCUCCUCCACCUUCUCCUACGGCUGCGCCGACAGCACCCCGGACCUGUCCCCGCAUACGGGCCACCACGGCGGGCCGUUGCUGAAGCGCAGGAGGCGGAUGAGGUCCGAGAUGGAGAUGCAGCAGCUGAGGCAGGCGGCCAACGUGCGCGAGCGGCGGCGGAUGCAGUCCAUCAACGACGCGUUCGAGGGGCUGCGCUCCCACAUCCCCACCCUGCCCUACGAGAAGAGGCUGUCCAAGGUGGACACGCUGCGGCUCGCGAUCGGCUACAUCAACUUCCUGGCCGAGCUCGUGCAGUCCGACCUGCCCAUCAGAAACUCCAGCAGCGAGAUGCACGCGCAGCCCAAGAAGGUCAUCAUCUGUCACAGAGGAACAAGGUCUCCCUCUCCCAGCGACCCGGACUACGGCCUGCCCCCGCUGGCCGGUCACUCUCUGUCCUGGUCGGAUGAGAAGCAGCUCCGGGAGCAGAACAUCAUCCGCACCGCCAAGGUCUGGACUCCGGAGGACCCCCGGAAACUGCACAACAAAUCUGGCAUCACGGACAUAGAAAACGAGCCUCCUUUCGGCCUCGUGGCCUGAAGACCAGAGUCCUCCCGCGGACUCGUCCUGUAAGACGCACAGUGUGAAGACCGCGAUGCGGAUCGAACCUCCCGUGUGUCUACGUGCACUUGAAACUGUGAACACCACGUGAUCUGACUCGUUGUAAAUAGUUUUAUCAUGUUGAUAAUUUUAUUUUUUGUAAUUCAGGCAA